This is a messenger RNA of Punica granatum (pomegranate), 1110 nucleotides long. Lineage: Eukaryota; Viridiplantae; Streptophyta; Magnoliopsida; Myrtales; Lythraceae. The record is from RefSeq and is a predicted model, not a curated record.
AUGCAUCCUACGGUUAAUGGUUCAUUUGGCGGUUCUGAUAACUUCGUCAGGAGCCAUUCUUCCUCGGAUUUCGAUCUUCAACGUCUGGAAGAAUUUGGGUCGAAAGGACGAAACUACUUGAUCGAGAAGUGGGAGGAAAGAUCAAAUUAUGAGGGCAGUGUGAGAGGAUCUCGGAAAGUAAUCGAUGGAGGGGAAGACGGGGAAGGCGGAGGAGAGGAUAGGUUACAACCAUCGAUCAAGCAAGAAAUGCCACCGAUGAUUGUCAUGAUGAAGCUUAUCCUCCUUUUGUGUGCCGGGAUCAACCGCUAUGUGGCCAGGUUCGUUGUCCCGGUCCUCGGCUUUAAUUUCAUCGCUACCUCAAACCUCUACGAGAUCAACUACAAAUUCAUUGCUGCCGAUACCCUCCAGAAGAUAGUCGUUCUCCUUGCCCUUGAAGUGAUCGUCUUUCUGAGCGUCAUCUGGUAUAACCUCCUUUCGCUCCGGUUCGAGUACUGGGCCGCCAAAAUUCUCAUCAAUGAGCGUUUCCCUGGCUCUAUCGGUGAGAUUACCUCGAUCAGAGUUGAAUCGGACGUCGUAUCCCUUAGCGGCAUUGAACCCUUGGAGACAGAUGCUGAGUGGGACGUUGAUGGCAGUUUUCAUGUCCGGGUGAGGCGGUCUCCACUUGCUUCCUUAAACAACAACUCGUUUCGAUUAUCUUCAAUCUGGAGCGACACCACGCGAGCGUCAAAUCUCAGUGGGGUCGAGAUCUACUUAGUACAAUCUUCUCCAGUGGGAUCAAUCUCGAGCUUCCACUAUGCAGGCAGAGAGCCGGUGAGCGGGGUGCCGAUAAAUCCAAUGUUUUUAUGGAGCGGCACUCAAGGACUAGCUGGAGGAUCGGUUAAGAAGCAUGAGACGGAGGUGCCGCCUUAUAUCAGUGGGGUCGGUGGGGCAAUCGGACAUCGGAGGACUUCCUCCAAUUCCUCGGCUACUCACGAGCCUAGGUCGUUACCGAUGCAUCCUACGGUUAAUGGUUCAUUUGGCGGCUCUGACAACUUCGUCAGGAGCCAUUCUUCCUCUUAUUUCGAUCUUCAACGUCUGGAAGAAUUUGGGAAGAAAGGUCACACUAAUUAA